Arabidopsis arenosa is the source of this 3356-nucleotide messenger RNA. The record is from the annotation of a GenBank genome assembly. NCBI's taxonomy places the organism in Eukaryota, Viridiplantae, Streptophyta, Magnoliopsida, Brassicales, Brassicaceae.
GGGUUUGGUUUUGAUUGGAGAAAAGGCUUGUUGGUGAAUUUCUACUUUUGAUUUUGACUUUUUUCCGGCGAUGCCAACGCCGGUGACUACGGCGAGAGAAUGCUUGACGGAGGAAGCUGCUCGUGCUCUCGACGAUGCUGUUGCUGUGGCUCGUCGGAGAAGCCACGCCCAGACGACGUCUCUUCAUGCAGUUUCUGCUCUUUUAGCUAUGCCGUCGUCGAUUCUCCGGGAAGUUUGCGUCUCACGCGCCGCUAGGAGUACUCCUUACUCGUCGCGACUUCAAUUCCGAGCUCUUGAGCUUUGCGUCGGCGUAUCUCUCGACAGGCUUCCGUCGUCGAAGUCUCCGGCGACGGAAGAAGAUCCACCGGUUUCGAAUUCGCUCAUGGCGGCGAUCAAACGGUCUCAGGCGAAUCAGAGACGGCAUCCGGAGACGUAUCAUCUUCAGCAGAUCCACGCUAGUAACAACGGCGGCGGUGGUUGCCAAACGACGGUUCUGAAAGUCGAAUUGAAGUAUUUCAUACUAUCGAUCCUCGACGAUCCGAUUGUGAAUCGGGUAUUCGGCGAAGCUGGGUUUCGGAGCUCCGAUAUUAAGCUCGACGUGCUUCACCCUCCGGUAACGCAAUUCUCUUCCCGUUUCUCUCGAGGUCGUUGUCCGCCUCUCUUCCUCUGUAAUCUUCCAAACUCAGAUCCGAAUCGUGAGUUCCCGUUUUGUGGGAGCGGUGGUUUCGAUGAAAAUUCCCGGAGAAUCGGAGAAGUGUUAGGCCGGAAAGAUAAGAAGAACCCUUUACUUGUAGGUAAUUGCGCUAAUGAAGCUCUCAAAACGUUUACGGAUUCGAUCAACAGUGGGAAGUUAGGGUUUCUUCCGAUGGAUAUUAGCGGAUUAAGCUUGAUUAGCAUAGAGAAGGAGAUUAGUGAAAUUUUAGCCGAUGGAUCGAAAAACGAAGAGGAGAAUCGAGUGAAAGUGGAUGAUCUAGGAAGAAUUGUAGAGCAAAAUGGCUCGAAAUCUGGGAUAGUGCUUAAUCUGGGAGAGCUAAAGGUUUUGACCAGUGAAGCUAAUGCUGCUCUUGAGAAUUUGGUGUCGAAGCUUUCGGAUUUUCUGAAACAUCCAAGUAAGAAACUUUGGUUCAUCGGAUGUGUAUCGAGCAACGAGACUUACACGAAGCUUAUCGAUCGGUUCCCUACAAUCGAGAAGGAUUGGGACCUUCAUGUUCUUCCAAUCACAGCCUCCUCUAAACCUUCAAGUCAAGGGGUUUAUCCAAAAUCAAGCUUGAUGGGAUCCUUUGUUCCCUUUGGAGGCUUCUUCUCGUCAACAUCAGAUUUCAGAGUACCGUUGAAUAGCACAGUGAAUCAGACGCUCUCUAGAUGCCACCUCUGCAACGAGAAGUAUUUGCAAGAAGUAGCCGCUGUUCUCAAGGCCAGUUCGAGUCUUUCUCUGGCCGACCAAUGUUCCGAGAAGUUGCCCCCUUGGCUACGGGCUGUAGAGACCAAAGAUGACAAGGGAACAACGGGCAGCAGUAAGGCUUUAGAUGACGCUAACACAUCAGCCUCGCAAACCGCAGCUCUGCAGAAGAAAUGGGACAACAUAUGCCAAAGUAUCCAUCAAACUCCGGCAUUUCCUAAACUUGGUUUUCAGUCGGUGAGUUCGCAGUUCCCAGUUCAGACAGAGAAGAGUGUGAGAACUCCUACUAGCUUUUUGGAGACGUCUAAACUGCUGAAUCCGCCAAUCUCAAAGCCAAAACCUAUGGAGGAUCUCACGACAUCAGUGACUAACCGCACAGUGAGUUCGCCUUUGAGCUGUGUCACUACAGAUUUUGGGUUGGGAGUAAUCUAUGCAUCAAAAAACCAGGAAUCAAAAACAGCGAGGGAGAAACCGCUGCUGGUGACUCUAAACUCUUCUUUAGAACAUACAUAUCAGAAAGAUUUCAAGUCUCUCAGAGAAUUACUCUCUCGUAAAGUUGCCUGGCAAACCGAAGCUGUGAAUGCCAUAAGCCAAAUUAUCUGCGGUUGCAAAACCGACUCCACGAGAAGAAAUCAAGCAAGCGGAAUUUGGCUGGCUCUUCUUGGACCCGAUAAAGUCGGGAAGAAGAAAGUGGCGAUGGCUCUUUCUGAAGUCUUCUUUGGUGGUCAGGUCAAUUGCAUAUGUGUAGAUUUUGGGGCAGAGCAUUAUUUUCUUGAUGACCAAUUCAGAGGCAAAACAGUGGUUGAUUACAUAACCGGUGAGUUAUCAAGGAAACCACAGUCUGUUGUUUUACUAGAAAACGUGGAAAAAGCUGAUUUCCCGGAUCAGAUGAGAUUGUCUGAAGCUGUGAGUACCGGGAAAAUUCGUGAUUCGCAUGGAAGAGUGAUCAGUAUGAAAAAUGUGAUUGUUGUUGCGACGUCUGGGAUUGCCAAGGAUAAUGCUACUGACCAUGUUACUAAACCUGUGAAGUUUCCUGAGGAUCAAGUUCUCAGUGCGAGAAGCUGGAAACUGCAGAUAAAGCUGGGAGAUGCUACUAAAAUUGGGGUAAAUAAGAGAAAACAUGAGCUAGAAACAGAGCAACGUGCUGUGAAGGUGCAACGUUCAUAUCUGGAUCUGAACCUUCCAGUGAAUGAAACAGAAGUUAGCCUCGAUCAUGAGACAGAGGAAAGGAACACUUGGUUCGAUGAUUUCAUUGAACAAGUAGAUGGAAAAGUGACGUUCAAACCGGUUGAUUUCGAUGGGUUAGCCAAGAACAUUCAAGAGAAGAUCGGUUCACAUUUUGAGCGGUGCUUUGGAUCGGAAACAAAUCUAGAGCUUGAUCAAGAAGUGAUCAUUCAGAUUCUGGCGGCUUCAUGGUCAUCAUUAUCAUCGGACGAAGAAGAAGGGAAAACAGUUGAUCAGUGGAUGCAAACCGUCCUUGCUCCAAGCUUUGCUGAAGCGAAACAGAAGUACGGUUCGAAUCCUAUGUUGGCUGUGAAGCUGGUUGCUUCUUCUAGCGGUUUAGCUUCCGGAGUAGAGUUGCCCGCGAAGGUGGAUGUGAUGUGAUCACACGCAUAUAUAUAAAUGAGGUAAUAAUAAAGAGUUAUAAUCCUCAGAUUGUUUUUGUCAUGGAAAGUUUUUUGCUUGUUGUAAAUUACGAUGUAAAAUGGCUGAGCUAGCACUUGGUACAUAGGUAUGUUUAGGAGUACCAAUUUGCCACAGCUUUUUUGGCAUUUUGAGUUUAGGUAUUUCUCCUAAAAUUUUCCCAACUUCCGAAUUUAGAUGAAUUAAACCAUCUUCUCUGUAACCAAGUUUGUUGUAUAUUAUGUUUGCCGAAAUAUAGGACUCUGGAAUGUAACAUGUAACUGUAAGCUUAACUUUUUGUUUAUGUUGGAUCAAAUAAAUUCAGUAUUGUUUU